AUGUCGGUCCCAUCAUUGCAAGAAUUCAACCUUCGCCGCCAUCUCUUUUCUCCUCUGACCUUCACCGACGAUCCCACCUUCUUCCCGCCGCCACUCACUGCAUUUCGCUAUUCCAUGUUCCAUGGUCGAUCGGGACCUCGCGUUUACCAUGCGGAGACGGAAGCACUCGGGUUCAUUUUGGGCAAGCUGCGUGACUCACUCGAGACACUCGCCUUGCCGAACGAAACGGCACCCUACCACGUCCUGGCAGCAGCAGAGUGGCCUCGACUACGCUCUCUGGAACUAUAUGGCGAUGCACCCGUCGCGGCGGCCCAUGACCCCCCGGUAAUCUCGGUCUUGCAGCAAAUGCCGCAACUUCGUUCCUUUUGUCUGAAGCUUGCUUGCGAUGAAGGCCAAGUGCGAAGGGUGCUGGUUUGGCCGCCCGACGCGGAUGUCCCGUCCAUUCCCAUCCUGCCAAGCUUGGAAGUGCUUACCGUCACCUAUCCCAGCCCCCAGGAUCAGCUCUAUUCCCGUGUGUCGUCCUCUAUUCGAAGCCUUUCUUUAGACGGCUUCACUCCCUAUAUCAGCGAUCUAUGGCCCCAACGUUAUGACCAAAGAUACUUGCCUCCGUCGCGGCGUACUCCAGUCUUGCCCGCGUCCGAGAUGUUGGCAGUCCUAGGUCACUGCAGGUCCACCCGCCUUCACACUCUCAAGAUCGAAUAUUACGUGGACUUCGCGGAGGAUGAGCUGAUAUCGACCAUCGCCGCAAUGUUCCCAGAUAUCGAGUUCUUGCGCUUGUGCCGGUACAGAGCUCACGUCCGCGACCAGCCGGGGGAGCCAGAGGCUGAAUGUGCAGACGUCCAUUCGGAUGCUGUACACGCUCCGAACCUUCUCAUGGGCCGACGAGGAUGGGAAUACUUUGAGCAAAAACAUGUAAACCAGUAUGAGGGAAAACUUCGGGCUUUAGCGGCGCGGAUGGUGGAGACGCUGGCGCCUACUGUGCAAACGAUCGCAAUGCUCGUACCAUCUGAGUAUUCGGCGUCACAACCAUGUUGGACCAACUUUCGCAUUCUCCGAGACGAGGUCAAGAACACGGAAGACGGCGGUCCAGGUGGCCCGGAUUUCCCCAACUUCAGUGUGGUCAAAGACGGUUACGAGCGGGAUUACUCGUGGCCUGAGGAGUCCAUCUAA
Molecule: messenger RNA, 1170 nt
Organism: Trametes versicolor FP-101664 SS1
Lineage: Eukaryota; Fungi; Basidiomycota; Agaricomycetes; Polyporales; Polyporaceae
Exons: 3
Coding region: 1-1170 (389 amino acids)
Source: RefSeq, a predicted model, not a curated record